GGAGUUCCCUCUGUGGCGGUGUCAUUUUCAAAUUGUCGAGGUACCCAACGGAUCCAUGAAGAUCUUCCGCACACUCCUGUCGGUGGGCGCGACUGCUGUCGCCGCCUACGAAACAUACUCGGCCAAAGUUCUCGUCGACAGCAACACGUUCGAGUGCGAAAUGAUCGAGUCUAUCCACAUCGCGCACCGCCACCGCAGAGUCGAGCACCCCAACGCGUUCGUCGAACUCAAGAAAAAGCGCCAGUCGCCCCACACGCCGCUCGACUUGAUCCGCAACCAAGAUGUGAGCGGCCAAGAAAUUGUCGAAAUCAUUGGUGGCAGCGUGGACGCAGUCCUCGGCCAACUGGCCAAGCGAUGUCCGUCCGGCGCGCUGCGCCGCAACCUCGAAGCCUCAGAGGAGGCAACAGACGAGGUGGUGAUCAAGAAGAUCGUCGAUUCGGGCGACCCGAAGAACCGCAUCGACAUUGUGUUCAUGGGCGAUGGGUACACUGCGUCGGAAGAAUCUCGCUUCUUUAACGAUAUCCAACGUCUGACGAACGACAUGUUCACGGGGGACACGUUCACUCAGUACCUUCCUCUCUUCAACGUGUGGGCGGUGUAUGUGCCAUCGGCGGAAUCCGGCAUUGGCGUCGGCGGUGUCCCUCGCAACACGGCCUUUGGGCUGUACCGACCGGGGACGGAACUUCGCGGGAUCUUCACUACCAAGGAAUCUUACGCGCGCGAAGUAUGCAGAGCGACUGGGGAACUCGCGUGCGACUUUCCCGUGUUGAUUGCGAACGACGACUACUACGGUGGCCGGGGGGGUGAAUUCGUGAUGAUGACGCGCUCGCCAACCACAGGAAACAUCACCCUGCUCCAUGAGCUGGGCCACAACUUUGGCAAAGUUGGCGAAGAGUACGACGGUGGCUACUCCUAUUACGGCGCCAACUCGGCGUCGUCGCUGCAAGAUGUGCCGUGGAAGCACUGGUUGACGAACCCAUCCAGCAUUCGCGAAGAGAAGGCAGUCCUUUCGUACCAAAAUUACAUGUGGCACGAGCUCAAGAAGGGAGCGUACCAAGUAAAGUUCAGGUCGACUGGGGGUUACAAGCGGUGGGUAAUUUCCCUCUCCGUGACGGGGGCGGACACUCAAGACGCGAUCACGAUCACGUUGGACGGGAAGCCGCUGGAGUGGAAGACGCAGAGGACGAUGGACAGAUCGUUUUCGGAUUUUAUAAGUUCCACUGAAGGGUUUACCGCUGGUGAUCAUGUGCUCGAAAUCACUGGCCACGGGUCGUUCGCUGGCCCGGUUGCCAAGCAAUUGUGCAGUGUCACAGUACUCGAGUAUGGUGACGAAGACGAGUUCAAGAUGGAUGAUCCCGAGUACAUUGGCAUGUUCCCAACGUGGGACAUCAAUUUCACCAAGACGUACCGCCCGGACAAUGAAAAGUGCUUGAUGCGCAAUUUGACGUCGUCCCAGUUUUGCAACGUGUGCCAAGAGAACAUGUGGCUCCAGUUUAUGAGCCGCAUCACGUUCAUCGACGACAUCGUGAUCGACGGAAGUGACGUCACACUCAAGCUCAUUCCCCUCGGCCAACUUCGCUCGAAGCCCAUCCCGAACGAGAAAUACACUGUCCAGUGGUUCAACUACGGCCAAGAAGUCGCCGCCUUCCGUGACAAGUUGAGCGUGGACGUCUCGACGGUGGCUGGGGCCGCCAAGUUCUGGAGUGUCAAGGUCACGCUGGCGACGCCGAUGGUGCGCGUCGACUUGAACAACGUCAUGACUGUCGAACGCAAAUUCAAGGUGGAUGAGUGCUUCACACUGAUAACGAAGCCUCAAUGUUAGACGAUGUCGUGCCACACAUUUUGGAGUUUCCUCACGCAUCUCAAAGAAAUUCAUACAGCAGCCACGUCGUGGCGAGAGGA
Molecule: messenger RNA, 1902 nt
Organism: Aphanomyces invadans
Lineage: Eukaryota; Oomycota; Saprolegniomycetes; Saprolegniales; Verrucalvaceae
Exons: 1
Molecular function (GO): metallopeptidase activity
Source: RefSeq, a predicted model, not a curated record